This is a messenger RNA of Hibiscus syriacus, 321 nucleotides long. RefSeq lists its product as uncharacterized. Bases 1 to 321 code for a protein of 106 amino acids. The record is from RefSeq and is a predicted model, not a curated record. NCBI's taxonomy places the organism in Eukaryota, Viridiplantae, Streptophyta, Magnoliopsida, Malvales, Malvaceae. The transcript has a single exon.
AUGAGUCUCAACUGCUUGAAUUGCCAGAUCCUGAAAAGAACAGAUUCAGACAAUGAUAUAGAUCAUCAUUGUGCUAAACCAAUAUAUACAAGGAAAAUUCGCUCCAAAGAUUGUAGAAGUAAGUCCGAGAUAAGCCCCGCCGUUUAUGAACAACUCAGAAGGGAAGAUCCAAUCAUGCCGGUGAUCGGUUCGAAGAAGGGUCACCAUCGCCGCCUAAAUACGAUCGAUAACGGAGCAGUGGCGUUCGAAGUUGACGGUAACCCUAGGCUGCUGAGGAGCCCUGGGAUGAGGAGGGAUUGGAGCUUUGAGAUGAAAAGAUGA